GACAGCUCCCGGCUCUUUCUUAACCACUAAGCUUGUGUGGGUCUGGGAAGUAAGGAUUAAGGAUGGUGAAGCUGGGGAGUAAUCUAAGCGACAAGAACAAGGAGCCUUCUGGUGAGGAUGGGUUUCAGACUGUCCCCCUGAUCACACCCUUGGAUGUUAAUCAUCUGCAGUUCCCUGCUCCAGAGAAGGUGGUCGUGAAAACAAGAACAGAGUAUCAGUCUGAUCAAAAAAACAAGGGUAAAAUCCGGGUGCCAAAGAUUGCUGAGUUUACUGUCAGCUUCACAGAUGGGGUGACAGAAAGGUUAAAGGUAACAAUCCUAAUAAGUCUGGCGCUUGCCUUUCUUGCCUGUAUAGUAUUCCUUGUGGUGUAUAAAGCCUUCACAUAUGACCACAGCUGUCCAGAUGGAUUUGUCUACAAGCAUAAGCGGUGCAUACCAUCUUCUUUGGAUGCUUAUUAUUCAGCACAGGAUUCCAACUCACGGGGAAGGUUCUACACUUUAAUCAGCCAUUACAGCAUGGCCAAGCAAACAAGCUCACGGUCUUUGUCUCCCUGGCUUUCUUCAGGAACCACCAACCAUGAAGCCAAGGCAAGUAAAACAGAAGGUCACUAGGAAGUCAUGUGAACAAGGAACACCCCUGUUUCUAGGCUCCAGGGCAUGGCUGCGAUGACAUUCUACUUUAACGAUGUUACACUAAAAUGAACUUGCGGGAGUCGAAAGAAACAAGCAAACCUUUCAUUUUGUGCAUUGUUAUUGUUCAUUUGUUACCGACUCACAACUUUGUAGAAAGGCAUGUUCAGUGUUGAUUGUUAACUUGCAAUGUAAAAAAAAAUAAUCAGCUAAAAACUGACAAACUUCUUGUAUAGCUUUUUUUUUUAAUGUCAUUGUCAAAUGUAUAACCAUGGAUCUCACUGUUAAUGUACUAAAAGAUGCAGAAAUAUGCAACCGAGUAAUGUUUUGCUUUGAGCUCAUUUUCAGUUGAUACUAUUGAAUUCUUAUAGUUGUGACAGGGGACUGGAGAAACCAUUGGAACAAAUUCUGCAAUAGAACUACAAAAUAUCUCUGUCUUGGCAAGGGUUCUACACCAAGCCAUUUUUGCCACAAUAUGGCAGCAUGCAAGGACUUUCUCAUUCGUGUGUGUAAAUUUUACAGCCCACCUCAAUGGAGACUUGUGACAUACAGUAAGUGCCAAGAUAUAAAGAAUCAUUUAGAAGCAGGAAGGCUCAGUGUAAAGUGUUUUUGGUACUUUGUAUAUCUUCCUGUUUAGAAAAAUUUUCCUGUUUAGUCUCCGUGCUUCAUUUCAGAGCACACAGACCAGUGAAUCAGUUCUACCUGUAUUUAGUAGAACUUUAUUCAUAAGAGGUGGCAUGUAGACAUCCCUCUCCCCUGUGUGUGUCAUUCAGACAUUCAUAUUUGGGAGCAGAAGGCCUCAACUGUACCCUUUACUUACCCGUUUCCCUAUGACAGGCCUGCACUCUCUUACUCUGAACCCCAACAGUUUAUGAUAUUCUAUGAAAUGGAAUCUGGACACAGAUAAUGGUAUAAAUACAUUACUUAUCUUUAUCAACAGAAGAAAGACUUGCAAAACAAUGUUACCUAAUGUAUUGCUUUUAAUCCAAGUUCCUUUUUGGAAGUAAGAAAUGUGAAGAGCUUUUCAAAAUGUGCUGUGCUACCAAGUGUUGCCCUCAUAAACCUUAGACAAAGGUGUGUGCUGUUCCAGAUUUCUAGUGCCAAAUCUUUACUUUUUCUGCUUUCUUUUAACUCUGUUUCACCUGUAAAUGUAUUGUCAUUAGACAAAAAAAAACAAAAAACAAAAAAGAUCACCCAUUCAAAUGUUUCUAAUUCCGUGGUGUGUUUCUUGUUGGUAGCUAGCAAAGAAUGGGGUCAUUUUGGUGUGAUUCUUGCACUGUUCUUGACAGGACAGAAAUAAAGCUGGAAGUGUCAGAAAAA
Molecule: messenger RNA, 1949 nt
Organism: Xenopus laevis (African clawed frog)
Lineage: Eukaryota; Metazoa; Chordata; Amphibia; Anura; Pipidae
Gene: nsg2.S
Product: neuronal vesicle trafficking associated 2 S homeolog
Biological process (GO): clathrin coat assembly; endosomal transport
Cellular component (GO): membrane; endosome; cytoplasmic vesicle membrane
Molecular function (GO): clathrin light chain binding
Source: RefSeq, marked provisional